AUGGUUGGAGAUGGUGGAGUUGAGCUUGUUUCGAGUCUUAAUUUCUGCUUUUCUCUUCCAGAUGACUCUAAUACUGGCCUUGGUUUGUGUGGAUGGAUCCUGGUGGUCAUUUCAUUUUUUUUCACUGUUAUUACAUUUCCUAUAUCAAUCUGGAUGUGCAUAAAGAUUAUAAAGGAAUAUGAGCGAGCUAUCAUCUUCAGACUUGGACGCAUCUUAAAAGGGGGAGCAAAGGGACCAGGUUUGUUCUUUGUCCUGCCCUGCACAGACAGCUUCAUCAAAGUGGAUAUGAGGACCAUCUCUUUUGAUAUUCCACCCCAAGAGAUCUUGACCAAGGACUCUGUGACAGUUAAUGUAGAUGGAGUGGUUUAUUACAGAGUCCAGAAUGCCACCCUUGCUGUAGCAAACAUAACAAAUGCUGACUCAGCCACUCGCCUGCUAGCACAGACUACUCUGAGGAAUGUUCUGGGGACUAAAAACCUUUCUCAGAUUCUCUCUGAUCGUGAAGAAAUUGCACACAGCAUGCAGGCCACACUUGAUGAGGCAACAGAUGAUUGGGGCAUUAAGGUGGAACGCGUGGAGAUCAAGGAUGUGAAAUUACCUGUCCAACUGCAGAGAGCAAUGGCUGCAGAAGCAGAAGCUGCCCGGGAGGCAAGAGCUAAGGUAAUUGCAGCUGAGGGUGAAAUGAAUGCUUCCAGGGCCCUAAAAGAGGCAUCCAUGGUUAUUACAGAGUCCCCUGCUGCUCUUCAGCUUCGUUAUUUGCAGACCUUGACCACCAUUGCUGCAGAAAAGAACUCCACCAUCGUCUUUCCAUUGCCCAUAGAUAUGCUGCAGGGUGUUAUAGGUGUAAAUUGCUAGAUGCAUUGGAAAGAAGAAUUUUUUUUUCCGCCUCACAGAGAAUGUCUGCAAAACUGAAUUAUCUGUGUAUUAGAGCUUAAGGCAUUGUUAGCAUAAAUGGGUUUUCUGAGACAGCUUUUUUGUUAUAUUGAGUGUAUGAUGAGAAAACUUGUAUCUAAUGUUUGUUAAUUUGGAUAAUCAAAAUAUUUAAGAUUCAAAAUCUAUCAGAAUUGGUUCAAGCAGAUUGUGAUCUUAACACGUGUUCAUGCUGUCCUGGAUGACAAACCUAUAAUCUGUAACCUAUUUUCAAAUAGUAUAUACAACCACUUGGGUGGAGGAUGAGGCAAUGAUCCAGCACUUGAGAGGCGGUUACUUUCAAAAGCCAUGCAUAAUUUGAGAGAAGUAUUCCUUUUAAUAAAAGGACCUGCGGCCCUGUAAGGGAAGGGAAACAGCCCCAAACUAUAUUCUCUUGGACUGUAGCUAUAUGAGAUGGAGUCUUCUUGGAUCAUUGUCAUAUGGACUAGUCCUUUAGCUUACAUUAGGACAAUAACAACAGUGGACGGAGGACUGGGUAUUAGCUACUUCUGAAAAUCAGGCUCACAGCUUCCUAAAACGAUUUCCCAUUUACAAGGACUAGUUAUUAGCCAACAUUACUGAAAUGAAAUGGACAUGGCAUGGACAGGCUGUAGUUAUGGAUACAAUAUGCUUGUAGUCACUGAUGCGCUAACCUGUUGUCAGGGUGGCUUGUCCACAUAGAUUUGUGCCUCUUUAAAGCACUGAAAAGUCCCUGGGAAUGCCUUUAUUUGUACUGCUUCUCUUUUAAAAAUCUUUUUCUAAAAAAAGAGAAAAGGGUACCAGAGUAAUGACUCUUGUAAAUAGGUUUCCUGUCUUAAUUUUAGUCAUGCUUGAAAGACUACAGCUGAAGUUCUCUAUUGGGGUUGAGAAGUUCUCUGUUGGCAAAUAAGAAAUAUCUGAAAUUAGAAAUAUCUGAAAUUAGAUGGAGGGGUGGUUAAGAGAAGAUGCUGUACCUCUUACUUAUCUGUUCUAACAGAGUGGUAGCUAUUUACCUGUUGAUGCUGCAUCUCAGCAGACCUGCGUUAUUGGUUGUGAUGCCAGGGGUUUAUACUUUGGUUUUACCAAAAGUAGAUAAUUUUUUCAGUUUCUGUAGUCUUCAUAUGCUUAUCUGUUAAACUGUUGUCAUACUUUGCAUAUGUUUAGCAGCUAAAACUACAGAUUAAAGGCAGAUAAGAAUCAGAGGCCACAUUGAGGGAAGGCUCAGGCUACCAGCAUCUAGUGGGAGAUGAAAAUGAAAACCCAAGACAGAUGAUUAAGUGUCCUUGUUCUCACACUGGCCAGCAUAAAGUUUGUAUCUUGUUUUUAAUCACCUUUCUGCCAUGAUCAGUUCUGUAUUUUUAGUAACCACAAGGUCUGUUUAAGUGUAUCGUGAUUAAAAGCGGCAAACUGAUCCUAGAUUUAGAAAAAAAAGAUGCCUGAGCAUCUGUAAGAGCUGUAAGAGCUUGAGCUAGUUGUUGCUGCUUCUUGUUUUCUUGUCUGUUGUGAAUAGAUUUUAUUUUCCUCUGCAUCAUAAAAGCAAUACACCAGUCUGCA
Molecule: messenger RNA, 2442 nt
Organism: Struthio camelus australis
Lineage: Eukaryota; Metazoa; Chordata; Aves; Struthioniformes; Struthionidae
Source: RefSeq, a predicted model, not a curated record